CCUGGUCUUAUCUUCAGGUUGAAGAUCGGAGCUAAGAGCAAGAAGGAUCCUCAUAUUCGUGUAGGAGGUGGGCAGGAGGACGGGGUUAAAGCUGCCAAGGCUAGGAUUACUGAGGUCCUGGAUACUAGGGUUAACAGUCGUGUGACCAUGAAGAUGGAUGUGAGCUAUACUGACCACUCACAUAUUAUUGGGAAGGGAGGCAACACUAUUCGCAGAGUUAUGUCUGAUACUAACUGCCACAUUCACUUCCCGGACAGCAACAGGAGCAAUCCCAACGAGAAGUCUAAUCAGGUUUCUAUUGCUGGUGAGAUGGCUGGGGUUGAGAGAGCUAGAGCUCGUGUUCGUGAACUCACUCCUCUCAUUUUCCAGUUUGAUCUCGCAAUAGUUCCCAGCUUUCAUUCUAUUCCGGAUCCUAACAACCAAUACCUCAGGGCAAUCCAGGAUCAGUACAAUAUCCAGAUUUCCUUUAGACAAAAGCAGAAGAAUUUCCACACCACAACCGUGGUCAUAAAGGGUUGUGAGUUAGAAGCCAGCAGGGUUAAAGAGGCAACGCUGCUUCUUAUGGACCAGCUCUCUCCAAACAAUCCGGCAAGUGUAUCCGUAAAUAUGACUAUGGAGAUAUCCCCUGGCCAUCACAAUGUUGUUGUCGGGAAGGAGAGCAUCAAUCUCAGGGUGAUUAUGCAGCGCACUAAUACUACCAUCAUAUUCCCAGAUGCUGGAGAUCCAAAUAUACCUCCAAUAAGGAAGGGCAGCGUCACAAUCUCUGGCGCUAUCCACAAUGUUUACCUGGCUCGGCAGCUUCUUCUGGGAUCUCUUCCAAUUGUUAUGAUGUUUGAUCUGCCAGAGAAUAUUGAGAUCCAUGAGUCUAUGGUACAGAAACUUCAGGAAGCAAAUGAGGUGACCAUCACAAUUAAACCUAAAGCUCGUCAAACGAACAAGUCUGUAAUUAUCAAGUCCCAGGAAAGGAAUGUGGGAGGCAUGUACGUUGCCAGGCAUAAGCUGCUUGAUCUGGAGGGAGAGGAGGUGAAAGCUGAUGUUCCAGAAACCUACAAGGUUCCCCUGGUUGGAUCUAGCUCAAUGUUCCAUCUUGCUUCUCUCCCUGCCAAUAGAGGACCCUUCCUCUGCGCUACACCUCAGCUUCAGGCCCUCAGCUCUCCUCUCUCACCUAACUUCAUCCAUCCCUCCUGCUACACCCCGGUUACCCCCAACUUCCCCCCGGUGUCCCCCUGGCAGUUUCCUACCAACAAUUUACCACCUGUAACCCCUGAUAUGGGGAAAGUUGCGCCUACCUUUCCUUCUCUACAGGAGUACAUGAUGAUAAUGGGAUUGAAGCAGCAGCAGCAACAGCAGCAACAGCUUCUCCAUCAGCAGCAGUUGCAUCAACAGCAGCUGCUUGAGAAAGAGCAGCUGGAGCUAGAGAAAAAGCAAAGAUCAGCUUGGACUUCACCACCACAGCGCAGCAAUAGGAUGGGUCCUUCGUCAAGUGAUCUAGGAAGCAGUAUGCACUCCUCUCCUAUCCAUUCACCAAGGAACUCUAGUCCUGUCAAUCCAGGAGGAAAUCUGACCAACAAUCUUCAUAAAAUGGAGCUGACCUCCUCCUCUAGCUCUGGUAUUGUCACUGACCACAAUGUGUCUGACCUCUCAGCUAUCAUGGCAGAUUUCCCAGAUCUCUCCUGCACAGAUAGGAGGGCUCCUGGGUGUGAGAAGAAGGUUGCAGAGAUUGCUGAUUACGAGCAUGCCAGGAUUAUUGCUCAUCAGGCUAUACAACAGAAGCCGGGUGGAGAGGAGAGAAAACCCAAUCCUAGCUGGGCUGGAUUCGGAUUUUCCGCCAGUUUUCCUGAUGCUGUUUUACGGGAGCGUCGACAGACUGAAAAUAGGCUGAGACAGCGACCUGAUGUGUCUCACAUGGAAUGGAUUCAUAACAUGGCCCAAAUUAAGGAGGGUGAGGACAUUGAUCUCGAGCAGCUUCUUCUGUCACAGGGCUUGUCGAAGUAUUCUGAUGUAUUUCUACGGCAUGAGAUUGAUCUGAAAAUGUUCUCUUAUCUGACCGAGGAUGAACUGAAGGAAAUUGGGAUUAACGCCUUCGGGCCCAGAAAGAAGUUGCUAAUGCUCGGUGAGAAAAUCCGCGGUAAAACUCUGACCGGAAACUAAGAUUGCGGAUUUUUUAAAAGUUGUUCUGUCAGGAAAUUUAAGGACAGAUUUUGUAACGUUGGUGGUGGGUAUCUAGUCCAGCUAGACUAUUAUUUGUGAAUAGUAUGUAUCUAUAUGUAACACGCAUAAUACUCAUAACAAUUAAAAAUGCGUAAUGAACCCUAUGUCUGUACAGUUAUUAGUCGUGCAAUCAUUGGCUUUCAUAUUUAAAAUGUACCCUCCUGUUUCAUUCAAUCAGACUUUUAAUGAAACUUAUCCGAACCUUAGUCUUAUUCAUCCAACAUUACAUAUCUGAACAAAAAUUAAUUUUAAAAACUCAGUGAACCUUGUUCUCCCGAAAAUGACCAUUCCAGAACUUGGCAUUGAAAUAAUAUAAAAUGUUAAGAUGGGUAAAAUGAAAAAUGUUUUUUUGUUCAGUUAUAUCGUGAAGAUAAUUGUAUUACUAUUUUCCAUUUACUUUCUUUUUGACCAAAAAAAAUCAACAACACCCAAAUGAAAAGUUUUUGACACAUCAAGACUUAUGAAAUCUAUUUUGACCAUGGAACAACAAAAAGACUAAAAAGCAUAUUCAGGCAGUCUUUCACCAUCUUCUGUCUUAGUUAUAUUUUUAUAUGAUAAUUAAUCCUUUCGCCAUGAUAUUCAAUAUUUGAUGUACGUUGCGUUUAAACGCUAUUUUACCAAUUUGUUAAUUAUCUCGUCAAGGAAUGUUUUAUUUUCUCAACAAUUUGAUUUAAAUCCCCUUCAUUCUAAUCUAGUAAAUUAUUUCAUUUUAAAAUUUGAAUUGUCGAGGAAAUUUAACAUUUCUAGAACGAAUGCUGAUAUGGCUACAGACGGUUUCGUCUUCGUUCAAUAUUGUAAUUUCUACUUUUUUUAUGUUGUAAUUUUCUACUUUUUUUACAUCAAUAAAUUUGAUGUUUUCAGA
Messenger RNA from Eurytemora carolleeae, 3073 nucleotides. Its product is annotated as protein bicaudal C homolog 1-A. Gene Ontology annotation, cellular component: cytoplasm. NCBI's taxonomy places the organism in Eukaryota, Metazoa, Arthropoda, Copepoda, Calanoida, Temoridae. The transcript has 21 exons. Gene Ontology annotation, molecular function: protein binding; RNA binding. The annotation marks the transcript as partial. The record is from RefSeq and is a predicted model, not a curated record.